AUGGCACCCUCGGCAGAGAAUCACAGUCGCUCGCAUAGCCUCUUGUUGUUUCAGAAGCUUCUCAAUUUGAGGGACAGCGCAAGUCCUCUGACGUUAGUCCUCGACAGUCUCGAGCAAGGUGCUGCGCCAGUCGUGCGAGAGUUCAUCUCUAGAGCCAAGAUCGCAAAGGCAAAGGUCAUACUGCUCUCCUUCGCAACCCUCAAGCGCCCACGAGAUGUCGACGUCGUCAUCAAGGCCCGUGGCAAGAACCUGAAAUCUCUGAGGGCAGAGAUCUUGUCACAUUAUCCCAAGCCAGACCCUUCCGCAGCCAAAGGCGCACCUCCAUCACAAAAAACCAUCAUAUUGGUCGACUCAGUCAACGACCUCGCUACGGCAGCGCCCCAGAUGGUCCUGACCUUCCUGUCCAGCAUUAUUAUGCCCUCUGUGUCAUUGGUAGCAGUCUAUCACACCGACGUUCCUCUCGUUCUGCCACGUACCGUGAGCGAGUAUGAGCCCCACCCACUGACGGUGCUCUCUCACCUUGCCACAUCGAUCCUUCGUUUGUCCAGCUUAAGGCAGGAGAUUGAGCGCCAGAAGGCGAGGAACAGGAGCAUUCAGGAGCCGGAGUGGGGUCUUCGUGAAGAGAGGGAGGGUGUGUUGAUUGGUCUCAAGGGCGAGACCAAAUCCGAGGAUUACCGCGGUGUCGUGGUGGAGAUGGAGGUUCGAAGACGGAGUGGACGUGCCAUGGCUGAGAAGUUUGUCCUGCUGCCUUUGGCAGGUUCUGCUUCGUCUUCUGCCUCUGGGAAGGGCAGCAAGACGUUUCUCCUUUCGGAGCACCCUGUGUUUGCCACACCCGACAGUGCAGGUGCGAACGGCCGUGCUGAAGAUGAGGAGGAGCCGGAGAGCACAUUCAACCUGGGUCUAACGGAGAAGCAAAGGCGGGAUAGAGAGGGCAUUGUGCUGCCUUACUUUGACGCGCAGACAGAUAUCGGAGCCGGCGAGGGAGGAAGAAUUUUGUACGAGAUGGGCAGGGAGGAUGACUUUGACGACGAGGAGGACGAGAUCUAG
Molecule: messenger RNA, 1047 nt
Organism: Colletotrichum siamense
Lineage: Eukaryota; Fungi; Ascomycota; Sordariomycetes; Glomerellales; Glomerellaceae
Gene: IKI1
Product: Elongator complex protein 5
Exons: 3
Coding region: 1-1047 (348 amino acids)
Biological process (GO): tRNA wobble uridine modification
Cellular component (GO): elongator holoenzyme complex; cytosol; nucleus
Molecular function (GO): tRNA binding
Source: RefSeq, a predicted model, not a curated record